This is a messenger RNA of Encephalitozoon cuniculi GB-M1, 1566 nucleotides long. RefSeq lists its product as uncharacterized. Gene Ontology annotation, biological process: endoplasmic reticulum to Golgi vesicle-mediated transport; intracellular protein transport. The record is from RefSeq and is marked provisional. NCBI's taxonomy places the organism in Eukaryota, Fungi, Microsporidia, Unikaryonidae. Gene Ontology annotation, cellular component: cytosol; Golgi membrane. The transcript has a single exon. The coding region runs from base 1 to 1566 and encodes 521 amino acids. Gene Ontology annotation, molecular function: syntaxin binding.
AUGUUAAGGGAGCUCCAGAAGCAGAGAAUAAAGGCAUUCUUAGUUGCACCAAACAACCCCUGGAAGAUCCUGGUCCUUGAUAGCCGUACCCAGCAGAUCAUUGGGCCUUUGAUGAAGGUCAGCGAGCUCAGAGAGUGUGGAAUAACAGCACACUUCUUGGUAACCCAGGAAAGGCACCCCAUUUCCAACACUCCGGCGGUGUACUUCGUCGAGAGUGCAGACGGAGUCCUGGACGACGUCCUCGCCGAGCUGUAUUCGGAGUACUACCUCAACUUUGCCACAUCUGUAACCAGGGGGGAGAUUGAGAGCCUGGGCCUUGGGCUGUCUGAAAGGGGCCUUGGGCUCCGGAUAAGAUCUGUCUAUGACCAGUUUGUGGACUUCAUUGCCUUACAAGACGACAUGUUUACUCUUGGGAUGAAAGGCAGCUUUAUUGAGAUGGAGAAUCCGGACACGUGGAGGAGAAUGGUGAUGUCAGUGAUGAGUGUGUUUGUGACACUUGGAGAAGUCCCGUUCAUAGUGGCUACGGAUGACGAUGUGACUACCCAGAUGGCAAGGAUGCUCGAGACAAAGAUAAGAAACACAGGAGUUAUCAAGAGGGGCAGCAAAAGGCCGGUGCUGGUUCUUGUGAGCAGGAGCCAUGAUGUGAUUACUCCUGUGCAACAUGUGUGGAGUUACAGUGCGCUAAUGAACGAUCUUUUUGCGCUUGAGUCCAACAAGAUAACACUGAAGAGUGGAAAGGUCUUUGAUCUGGAUCCCCAGGAUGAGCUCUGGAGGAGAAACGCCAACGAGUAUUUCCCGGUUGUGGUUGAGAGGGUUGAGAAGGAGCUUCUUGAGUACAAGAAGGAGAUGGCGCUCAGGAGCAUCGACGAGAAGACAGACAAGAAGGUUAUCCAGGAGGCUCUUGAUAAGGCCCCCGAGCUAGCCAAGAGAAAUGAGUCUGUGAAUGCCCACAUAUCGAUAUGCUCGGAGAUGGUUGAGAUGAUAAAGGAAAGAGCCAUCGACGACUUCUACAAGGUUGAGAAGGGAGGCCAUACGAACCAGGAGCUAAUAGAGUUGUCUGAGAAGGGAAGCGACGAGGAUGUCCUAAGGCUGGCCAUUCUCCUUCUCAACACCAAGGACUUCGAUCUGAUUGAUCCGCUGCUCCGGAAGAGGAAGAUAAAGUCGAAGGCCAUUGAGUUUUUCAGAAGGCAUGGGGGUACCCGGUCGGAGAAGUUGGGGACUCUUUACUCGCAGGUGGUCACCAGCCUCAUGGGAAAUGUAAAGAAGCUGCUUCCUGUGAAGGAGCAGACGCCCAUAUCGUCCCUUGUGGAGACUAUCUAUGGAGAUAUCAAGUCCCAGAUAUACUCAGGACUCAGGGUGUUCGACUCCAUGGGAUCCAAAAGCAUAUAUGCCAGCGAGAUCUCGAGGCUCGUUGUUUUUGGAGUAGGAGGAGGAACUUACACGGAGCUGAAGACUCUGAAGCUCCUUGAGGAAAGAAUAGGUGUUCCAAUCAUAUAUGGGUCAACGGAGAUCCUGAAUGCACGGGAGUUUCUUAGGCAGGUUGAGGGCAGGAUGAGUCUAGAUUAA